AUGAGCGCGCCUGAAUCCAACGCGACGAGGUCUACAGCACCCGGCACAGACUCUACCUUUGUCCACCAGGCUUCAUCUUACAACGAUUGCGUGACGUGUCGCAUCAUAGGAAGCGGCGCGUUCGCUGCCACUGGCAUCUAUGCACUGAGAAUGGCCCGUCCCGGUGCCUCUGGGAGUGUGGUUGGCAAAAGGAUUAUGGGUGGGCUAGGAGUUUGUUUUUUAGUGGGGAGCGUACUGAGGUGGCGGAUGUGA
This is a messenger RNA of Suillus paluster, 252 nucleotides long. RefSeq lists its product as uncharacterized. The record is from RefSeq and is a predicted model, not a curated record. The coding region runs from base 1 to 252 and encodes 83 amino acids. Lineage: Eukaryota; Fungi; Basidiomycota; Agaricomycetes; Boletales; Suillaceae. The transcript has 2 exons.